Molecule: messenger RNA, 2877 nt
Organism: Procambarus clarkii (red swamp crayfish)
Lineage: Eukaryota; Metazoa; Arthropoda; Malacostraca; Decapoda; Cambaridae
Product: lysosomal proton-coupled steroid conjugate and bile acid symporter SLC46A3
Biological process (GO): transmembrane transport
Cellular component (GO): membrane
Molecular function (GO): transmembrane transporter activity
Source: RefSeq, a predicted model, not a curated record
AGGAGCAGGAGCCAUGGCAGGUGGACGCAGUUUCCAACGCCUUCAGAAGGUGGCUCUAGAUGCUCUCUCAAACAUCACUAUAGAACCCAUAAUGUUUCUACAGUAUACCGCCUAUUAUACACAGUUGGUAAUUAGAGACAACCUGAAGUUAGAGCGGUUCUGUCGUGUGACGCUGAAGUAUCCGGCCGAGGAGUGCGCCCAGAUGAACGACGGACACCACACAGACUUGCAAGUGAAGGCCCAGCAGCUGGACAGUGUCUUCACUUUUUACGAGAAGUUAGCGAGCACAAUCAUCCCGAUCUUGCUGCUAUCCUUCAUCGCCUCCUGGAGCGACAAGCGAGGACGUCGUGUCCCCAUACUUCUAUCAUUACUUGGACAGGUAUUGUAUAGCAUCAUCUACCUCCUGGAGGCUUUCUUCACGUCCUGGUCACCGUACGUUCUUCUGCUGGCAUACUUCCUUCAGAGCAUCGGUGGAGGUUUAAUUAUGUUCGCUAUGGCUUGCUAUAGUUACAUGGCAGACAACACCAGCCGGCAGUCCAGAACUGCUCGCAUGACCAUCAUGAAUAUCUUUUGGCAUCUUGGGUGUCCAAUUGGCACUGUUAUGGGGGCCUGGAUCUUUGACAUUGGAGGAUACGUGCCAGUCUUCAGUACGUCUCUCAUUUUCUACAGUAUGGCACUUGUUGUGGCUUUUUUUAUAGUCAAAGAUAAACAACUUGAAAAGAACGAGACGGAGAAUGACACAGAGAUGGAGACAAGUCCCUGGAACCCAAAGAAUGUCAUCAGUUUAUUACGUGUUGCCACCAGGACAAGACCUGGCCGGACGCGGCUGCAUCUUCUGCUUCUGUUGGUGUUCAUGCUUUGCUACAUGAGCUCCGUGCCUCACAACAUGUACCUGUGGACCCGCAGAGUGUUCCAGUGGGACCAGAACCAGUACAGUCUCUACUCAACCGCCAGCAUGAUUGCUGAAGUUUUGGUCAUGCUGAUAGCUACCCUCAUAUUCCACAGAUACACUAUUCACGACUGUGUGAUUGGCGCAGGAACAGCUCUUCUGAUUUUCUUGGAAGACUUGAGUUUUGGACUAGUUGGUGCCGCCAGCCAGUGGUGGGUUGUGUUAGUCUUCCUCGUUGUGCCAUCCAUACUUUGCCCCAUAACUAUCAGGAGCCAGAUAACUAAGUUGUGUGACGAUACAGAAGUGGGAAGAUACUUCUCAUUGCUGGCCAUCCUCGAGGUGUUGUGGCCCCUGGCGGACGGAGCCAUCUACUCAGCCGUCUAUACCUACACCAUCGCCUUCUAUCCUUCCUGCGAGCACCUCGUAUCGGCCGCCUUCACUCUUUGUCUAAUGAGCGGUUUCCUGGGCCUCAGGUUAUACGUGGACAGUGCUAAAGGGCGGCCUUCACCACCAGUCUUGCCUGAGGGCCGGCUGGGUACGAAGGGUCCGGCCACAGAAACUCACCCAUCCCGACCUUUCCAGCAGGAGGUCCCGUCCACCAUCUUGACCAGCUCUAGCUCAGGGUGUGAUCAGAAUAGGGAGAACCCACACAUGUUCUAGACGAAUGACAAGUGUGUGUGUGUGUGUGUGUGUGUGUGUGUGUGUGUGUGUGUGUGUGUGUGUGUGUGUGUGUGUGUGUGUGUGUGUGUAUUAACUAUUUGUGCCUGCAGAAUCGAGUUAUUAUCCGACAAAAGUGCUCAAGUUCAGUCACUCAUAUCAAACAGAGAAAACGAGUCCACGAAGAUUAUAAGAAAAUGUGCACGUAUCUUGAUGGUAAACUUAACUAUACGGAUAUUUUUUGUUAUUACUCUGAGGUUCCAACCCUGGAAUGUUGACUGCAAACUAUAUAAAACACUUAUAUACAUACAUAUCUGAUGCUGGUGUUAAUGUUAUCUUUGACUGCAAUAUAUAUAUUAGUGGUUUGCUUAAUUUAAACUGUAUACCUACGAAUCCUUCACUGUAUCAUUAUCUAAUGUAUAAUUAUAAUUAUACAUUAUAAUGUAUAAUUAUGAAUUAAGAAUAAGUAGGAAUGGGUAUGUUAUUAAAAUGUAUUAAUACUAGACCUACUUUAAACACUGUGACUACUCUUAACACUAGGCCUACUUGUACUAUUAUUUUAGACUUUAAUUACUAGCAUUUGGAUUUAGCCAAAUAUGAACAAGUUACUGUAAAACUUGUAGUAAUAUCAUUGAAGAAAACGGAUAAAAAAAACCUUCCUAAAGUUACAUCUUUCGUUAAUUCAAAGAGCAUUAAAUAUUCUAUUGUCCUAGUUUAUAGUAAUAUAACUGCACCGUUGUUAUUUACAAUUGUAUUAACUACUAGCUAUCGUGUGAGGUUAAUUGUCGAUAUUCCCUCUAACUCUGAAUCAUGUUAAGUCACUCAUAUUUGCAGAGAUUCAGUGUAGAAAUAUGCUCAGUGUAGAUAGACACAAUUAGUGUAUUGAUAGACACAAUUAGUGUAUUGAUAGACACAAUUAGUGUAUUGAUAGACAUAAUAAGUGUAUAAAUAGACACAAUUAAUGUAUUGAUUGCUUAACACUCUAUACACAAUUAGUGUAUAGAGUGUUAAGCUUAUGAAAGAGGCGUGCCCAAGGCUAUAUCUCGACACCUCUGUUGUUUACCAUGUAUAUAAACGAAUUAGAUUCAGGAUUGAACUGCAUAUUUACAGAUUUACAGUUGAUGCGAAUUUUGAGUGAGAAAUUAAUUCAGCAGAAAACUCGGUUUAAGACGAUCUAGAAAGGCUUUUGUUAUGGAUAAUAUUGGUAGAUGCUGUUUAAUGCUGAAGCCAGAUAAAGAUUAUAGAGAAAUUGGCUGGGUAUUGUUCAUAUUGGAAAGUCUCAAUGUAAACAAAAAAAUAAUCUUGAGGUCAUAAUAUUAUUACAUGUAUUA